Messenger RNA from Tympanuchus pallidicinctus (lesser prairie-chicken), 2887 nucleotides. It is a transcript of the gene CDHR5, whose product is annotated as cadherin related family member 5. Gene Ontology annotation, biological process: calcium-dependent cell-cell adhesion; multicellular organism development; homophilic cell-cell adhesion. The record is from RefSeq and is a predicted model, not a curated record. Gene Ontology annotation, cellular component: adherens junction; membrane; catenin complex. Gene Ontology annotation, molecular function: calcium ion binding; cadherin binding. Bases 129 to 2096 code for a protein of 655 amino acids. NCBI's taxonomy places the organism in Eukaryota, Metazoa, Chordata, Aves, Galliformes, Phasianidae. The transcript is spliced from 14 exons.
CAGCGCUCUCUGUCACCCAAUGUUUUUCUGCCUUCCUGAAGCAGUGAAUGCGGAAAGUACUGUGAAAAAGGGAGAGAAGACAAUCAGCUUGAUUAGAAACAGGGAUUUCUUCGACACUGCAGCUCACCAUGGGUGUUUCUCACUGGCUCCUGGCUUCUGUGCUCUUUCUGCUGCUCUCUGUAACAGCACAAGGAUGUUCUGUCUCCGAUAGCAAUCCGAGUGUUCCUGAAAAUAACAAUCCUGGACAUGUUGUGGCCAAUAUCUCUGUGGAACCAGGUUUCACUGUAACUAUCGAUCCUAGCUCUCCAGAUGGCAAUUAUUUUGUCAUCCAGGGGUCCGAGCUGCAGCUGAGCAAAAGCGUGGACUAUGAAACUGACACUGUGCUGUUAGUGAUCCUGACUUGUGACAACAAUGCUGGGGAGAGUUACAGCCUGACAAUUAUUGUGACCAUUCUCAAUCUGAAUGAUAACAGCCCAGUGUUUCCGGAAACCAACCUCACCAGAGUUAUACCUGAGGACACAAAAGUGAAUGCAACCAUUGUAGCCCGUGAAGAUGUAAGUGCUAGUGAUGCUGACUUGGACAUAAUCUACUACAAACUCAAUUCGACAGCACAGAACACCAACGAUUAUUUUGCCAUAAAAGGAGUCAAUAACCCUGAAAUCUAUUUACAAAAAGCGUUGAAUUAUGACAAAUUUAACUUCGCAACAUUGCUCUUGUAUGCAAUGGACAAUAUUGAGGGCACGAACGAAAUCAUUCAUACAGCUACUGCAACAAUUAACAUAAUUAUUGAGCAAGCUGACACCAGACCUCCCUGGUUCCUACCCUGCACCUUCAUUGACACGGAAAGAAGCAUUUGCAUCAGCAGCACCUAUACUGGCAGAGUCAAUAUGUCCGAGAUGUCGACUGAACCGCUUGCCUUGGAGCCAGGGCCCAUCUAUGCUAUCGAUCCUGACUACAUUUUAAAUGAAAAAAUUGUGUACAGUAUUGUUGGUGGGAAUUCAGAUAACAUAUUCUCAGUGGAUGCAGACACGGGAAAUCUAACUAUGAACAAAGUAGCAACUUCUGCAAAUUCAUACCUAUUACAGGUGAUGGCCACUCAAGUCAACAACAAACAGAAAUACUCCAUAGCCAAUGUAGAAAUUCAGGUCAUCAAUAAAAGUGACCAUGCACCACGCUUUGAGUCCGGAAUCUAUGCAGGGACAGUGUCUGUUGGUCUGGACCCAAAAAGUUUUGUCUUCCAAGCUGGUGAUUCUUCAAUCCCCCUGAUGAUAGCAGCACUGGAUGACGAUUUCCCUGAUAAAGUCAACCCAAACAUUGAGUACUACAUAAGGAACAACACCAAUUUCAUUGCAACCAAAGAUGGACUUAUCCUGACUAAUGUGAUGCUGCACUCACCGGAGACUGCAAUCAUGGAGGCUGUUGCAAAAGAUACAGUGAGUCUACAGGAGGGAAGCACUGUAGUAACAGUGGAGAUCACCGCUGCCAAAGCUGAAACCUCUGCCUCUGAUAAAACAUACACUGCACAGGAUAUGGGUAUCUUAGGUGGUAUCUUAGCUGCGUUGCUAUUAAUUGCCUUAGUCUUCCUUGGAGUGAUGAUAUAUAAACAAUAUGGAAACACAGUCAAGUUCCUGAUUAAUAAAAAAUUCUCCAAGGAUUUCCCUGGAAGCUACGACAACCAAGCUUACAGGCAAGAUGAACAUCCUGAUCUGAGUGCCAACAAGCAGGAAAGCACAGUAACUGAGAUACAACAGCCAUCACUUUUCUUGACACCUUCUAGUGAACAAGAAAUUCAUGGACUUCCACAGACUUCCCCAGCUUUCACCAUCAUUUCUGACCAGAAGGUGGAAGAAGAAGAGGAAGAGGAAAAGGUGGAAGAGGACACUAAACAUGAAAAAGAAGUGAAAUCUAUCCUCAAAACAGACAGGAAUGAGGGGGACCCAGGGUACAAAGCUGUGUGGUUUAAGACCGAUGUGGAUCCAAGUGGAGAGAAUGUUGAAGUGAUUAAUGACAAUGCAGCAGAUUAUGAUGAUGACAGUGACCAAGAUCUGCAGGAGAAUGAGAAGGAGGAAGAAGAUUACAAGGAUGACCACCACUGAGAUCUGGGAGUGUUCCUUGCCUCAGACAGCUCAUCAUUCCAAGCCGCAGAAGUGUCAGUCAAGAUGUCUACCAGAGAUGACAGCGAUGCAUAAUGGAACUAGGUCUGCAACUAUCCCCUCACCAAAAUGGAGAAAUGUCCAUUGCUUGGGUGAGACAGAGCCCACCUUUCUGCUCAGGGCAAAACUGAAAUGCAGGAGAACAAAGUUGACUGUCCUGCAUGCAGAGAUUAAAACCAGAAGGGAUUAUAACUAAUUCAAACUUCUAGUAAGACCUUGAAAUAUGGCUUGGGAUUUUGUAUGGGGAAAACACGUCCCAUCCUUCUUCCUAUUUGUCCUAGGGUCCCCUACAUCACAUUUCCCAAGCUGAUAGGUAUAUGGGAGAUGUAGCUGAACUGACUUUGAAGCAUUUAUCUCAGUUCAUGGUAGCAACUUAGUUGUAUGAUCCAGUGCUUUCAUCUCCUCUUGGUGGGUAAAUGAGCCAGCACUGACUGCUCAGCUGUUCCCUUUAGGUGUUGCAUGUUGACAUCAUCUGCAAGACAUUAGCCAAUGCAAGUCACUCCGAUCCUGCUGUUGCUCCCAAGACUUCAGGACCUGGCUCUGCUCUCUGCAUCCCAGCAGGAGCAGCUAGCAUGACUCACUAGGGACACCACUGUAGGUCUCCUUCCUGCCAGAAAAUGAACAUUCAGAUGAUUGGGAGACGCUGUUUCCUCUGCUGCUGAUAAUCAAGGACUGAUAACAUAUUCUUUACUGAAAGAAUCUGUCAUUUAUUAUUCUUUGUCACAAACCAUUAA